AUGGGAGUAUGGCUUCGGUGACCUUGUGGUCUUUUUUUUUUUUUUUUUUUUUUUUUUUUUAUUUUGCAUUGUGUUGUAGUCCAUUAAUUUUGAAUGUUUUAUUUUGCAUUAUAAAAAAGCAACGGCUAUAUGUAAUUUUAAUUAUAAUUUAGAAUUUUAAAUUAAAUUUAUUUUAUUAAAUUAGAUAAUUAAAAUAUAGAAUUUUAAUUUAAAAAUAUAAUUAAAGUAUAUAAAUAAUAAUACAAAUAAAAUUAAUUAAGAAAUAUAUAUAUAUAGAUAUAGAGAGAGUGUGUAUUAUGGUGGGAGACCCUGAAAAAGUAAGAAACUAGCAACACCCUGUAUAGAAACUGGCAACACCCUGAAAAAGUAAAAAAACUGGUUUAAAGUAGGUGUCGUUUCAUUUUCUUGUUUUGAGAAAACACCUUGUACCUCUUUCAAUAUCCUUGUUGAAAUUUUUAAGCAUUUUGAUAUUCGGUCGAUAUUGUUUGUUCUGUUGAGUUGCAGGGCUGUUUAUAAAUUGUUGGGAUCAAUGGCAGAAAAGGGGCAAGGACGGGCGAUUGGGAUCGAUUUGGGGACGACAUAUUCAUGUGUGGCAGCGUGGCAGCAUGAACGCAUUGAGAUUAUAGCGAAUGAUCAGGGCAACCGCACCACGCCAUCUUAUGUGGCCUUCAUCGACUCCCACCGUCUCAUCGGAGAUGCCGCCAAGAAUCAAGUUGCUAAUAAUCCCAUCAACACUAUUUUUGAUGCAAAGAGGCUGAUCGGUCGCAAAUUCAAUGACCCAACGGUUCAGAGUGACAUGAUACUUUGGCCAUUCAAGGUCAUUGCUGACUCCACCAACAAGCCUAUGAUAGUAGUAACCUACAAAGGAGAGGAGAAGCAGUUUGCAGCUGAGGAGAUCUCGUCAAUGGUGCUCACCAAGAUGAAGGAUGUCGCCGAGGCUUAUCUUGGAGAGUCGGUGAACAAUGCUGUGAUCACCGUGCCUGCUUAUUUCAACGACUCUCAGCGUCGCGCAACCAAGGAUGCGGGAGCCAUUGCCGGCCUUAAUGUUAUGAGGAUCAUCAAUGAGCCUACUGCUGCAGCCAUCGCAUACCUUGUGGAUAAACGAGCUACUUUCCGCGGCGAAAAAAAUGUGCUCAUUUUCGACCUUGGUGGUGGCACGUUUGAUGUGUCUCUGGUGACUAUUAAUGCGGGCGUCUUAAGAGUGAAGGCUGUUUCUGGAGAUACUCAUCUUGGAGGCGAGGAUAUGGACAACAGGAUGGUGAAUCAUUUCGUAAAAGAGUUCAAGCGCAAGAAAAAUAUGGAUAUUAGUGGGAACCCAAGAGCUAUUAGGAGAUUAAGGACUGCUUGUGAAAGGGCCAAGAGAAUCCUUUCCUCCACUUUUGAAACCAAUAUUGAGAUUGAAUCAUUGUUUGAGGGGAUUGAUUCCAUUUCGACUAUCACUCGUGCUAAAUUUGAGGAACUUAAUAUGGAUUUAUUCAACACAUGUAUAGAGCAGGUCAAGAUGUGCUUGCAGGAUGCUAAGAUGGAGAAGAGCAGCAUCCAUGAUGUGGUGUUGGUGGGUGGGUCGAGUAGAAUUCCCAAGGUCCAGCAGAUGUUACAGGAGUUGUUCGAUGGGAAAAAGGUGUGCAAGAGCAUUAACCCGGACGAAGCUGUGGCUUAUGGCGCUGCCGCGCUUGCUGCCCAUUUGAGUGGUGAAGGCGAUGAUAAGGUGCGACAAUUGGUUCUUUUGGAUGUUACUCCGUUGUCCCUUGGUAUUGAAUGUAAUGGAGAUAAGAUGGUGGUGUUUAUUCCGAGGAAUACAGCUAUCCCAACAAGGAAGGAAAUCAAAGAUUUCUCCACAGCGGAGGAUAAUCAGACCAAUGCGACAUUUCGGGUGUACGAGGGCGAAAGAAGCAGGGCAACAGACAACAAUCUGCUAGGGGAAUUCUGUCUCGAAGGCAUUCCAACGGCUCCCCGGGGUGCAAUUUGUUUCAAUGUGUGCUUCGACAUUGAUGCGAAUGGUAUCCUGAAGGUGUCGGCGGGAGAGGCAACGAGUGGACUAAACAACAACAUCACCAUCAACAGCUACAUGGGUAGGCUGUCCAAGGAGCAAAUAGAGAAGAUGGUUGACGAUGCUGACAAGUACAAGAGGGAAGAUGAGGAGCAUAAGAAGAAUGUUGCGGCCAUGUAUGCUGUGGAGGACUACGCCUACGAGACGAGGAACACCAUCAGAUGUGCAGCCAAGCUCACAGAAGACGACAAGAAGAAGAUGGAAGAUGCUUUUGAGUCUUUUAUACAAUGGUUGGACUCAAACAAACUUGCAGAAGCUGAUGAUUACAAAAAUAAGAUGAAGGAGCUCGAGACCAUUUUCAAUCCCAUCAUUGCCAAGAUAGACUAAGAUUGAAACUUAAUGUCCCUAAAAGAAAAAGAAUGAAACUUGAUGAUUGGUUGAGUUUAUUUUUGUUCCCUUUUGCAAGUUGCCGCGAUCGAUAAUUAUGAAAAGUUUAUGCCAUUUCAAA
Molecule: messenger RNA, 2498 nt
Organism: Salvia miltiorrhiza (redroot sage)
Lineage: Eukaryota; Viridiplantae; Streptophyta; Magnoliopsida; Lamiales; Lamiaceae
Product: heat shock cognate 70 kDa protein-like
Exons: 2
Coding region: 530-2377 (615 amino acids)
Biological process (GO): cellular response to unfolded protein; protein refolding
Cellular component (GO): cytoplasm
Molecular function (GO): heat shock protein binding; ATP-dependent protein folding chaperone; ATP binding
Source: RefSeq, a predicted model, not a curated record